GUUCUAUAUUGUGAAGAGUAAUGUUGUCAUUUUAAGUUUAAAAAAUAAAAAAAAUUAAAGGCAUUCAAAAUGCUGAUUUCCUUCAUUUGCAAUGUUUUAAUAUCCUCAAUUGCAUAUUCCAUUACAAGGAAGCUUAUUCCGAAUUUAAAAGAAAUGUUCAUAAAAUCAAACAUUUAUGGAAUAGACUUAAAUAAAGAUAAUGGUAUUAAAGUUCCAGAAGCGUUUGGCGUUGUGACAGGCUGUAUAUUCCUCAUUUCAUUGUUCCUUUUCAUCCCAAUUCCUUUUGGACACAUCUUCUUUGAAAGGAGAUCAGAUGAUUUUUCAAAUAAUGAGUUUGUUGAGCUUAUUUCUGCACUGCUGUCUAUAUGCUGUAUGAUAUUGCUUGGUUUUGCAGACGACGUGCUUAAUUUAAAAUGGAGACAUAAAUUACUACUUCCGACAAUAGCUUCAUUGCCACUUCUAAUGGUUUACUAUGUCAACUUCAAUUCUACAACAAUCAUGCUGCCUAAAAUACUUCAUGAAUGUUUCACAACUUCUAUUAACAUAGGAUUCUUAUAUUACGUGUACAUGGGCAGUUUGGCUGUGUUCUGUACAAAUGCAAUCAAUAUUCUGGCUGGAAUCAAUGGAUUAGAAGUUGGACAGUCUUUGAUCAUAGCGAUUUCUGUCAUUGUAUUCAACCUAUUGCAGAUUUUUGGAGAUUCUGUUUCUGAGAAGCAUCAAUUAUCGUUAUAUAUUAUGUGUCCAUAUUUAGCAACAACUCUAGCUCUAUGGGAGUUCAAUAAAUAUCCAUCGACUGUAUUUGUUGGGGAUACAUUCAACUACUUGUCAGGCAUGACAUUUGCAGUUGUUGGAAUUUUGGGACAUUUUAGCAAGACCUUGCUGCUGUUCUUUAUCCCUCAAAUAUUGAACUUUUUGUACUCGACACCUCAGCUAUUCCACUUUAUUCCAUGUCCAAGACACAGAUUGCCUAAAUUUGAUCCUAAAACAGGAUUACUUAAUUACAGUAAAACAAGCUUCAAGCUUGAGGACCUAAGCAUUUUAGGAAGGAUAUGCUUCAACAUCCUUAAAACUCUACGACUGAUUAAAUAUGAAGUUACCAAAGAUAAUGUAAUUUACUGUAAUAACUUGACAUUGAUAAACUUUUUCAUCCUUUUUACUGGACCUAUUCAUGAAAAUAAGUUAAAUAAUCUUAUUUUAUGCUUUCAAGUUGCUUGUUCCUUAGUUGCAUUCAUGAUUAGGUAUCCUUUGGCUCAUUAUUUUUACGGAUAAGUCUUAAAAAUUUUAAUAAAGUGAAUUUGAAU
Molecule: messenger RNA, 1301 nt
Organism: Chironomus riparius
Lineage: Eukaryota; Metazoa; Arthropoda; Insecta; Diptera; Chironomidae
Source: the annotation of a GenBank genome assembly